ACGAAUAUAACAAGCGCAAGUGGACGAGAAAAAAUUAUUUGCAAAUUGUGAACGCAAGUGACUGGUUGUCUCUUACAAAAUAGCUAAAAAGGGCUUACGUAUAAUUGCUUAAUCGUUUCAUUUAAAGAAAGUGUAAAGAAAAAGGUUUAAAUAGUGAAUUUGUAAAGCCUACAAUACCGGAGUCGCAACGACGAGACAAUCGGAGGGCAGCAAACAAUUGCCAUAAUUCCAUUAGUACAGUGCGUUUACAGUCAGCUUCAGGAAAUACGCAUAAACAAUAAAUAGAUUUAACGCCAAAAUGCGCGCAGUAUUAAUCUUCGUGGCGUUGUUCGCCUACGCCAGUGCGGUCUCGUUCAGCGACCUCGUGAAAGAAGAGUGGUUUGCCUUUAAGAUGGAGCACAAUAAGCGCUAUUCCAAUGAAGUGGAGGAGCGUUUCCGUCUUAAAAUUUUCAAUGAGAACAAAUUGAAGAUCGCCAAACAUAAUCAAUUGUAUGCUGCCGGCAAAGUUCCAUUCAAAAUGGGAGUAAACAAAUAUUCCGACAUGUUGCACACUGAGUUCCGUGAGACCAUGAACGGCUUCAACAACACAUUGAGAAAGCAGAUGCUCGGCAUUAGUAAAUUCAGCGGCGCCACUUUCAUUUCACCUGCCCACGUCACUGUACCUAAAUCUGUAGACUGGCGAGAUAACGGCGCUGUUACCGAUAUUAAGGAUCAAGGUCACUGCGGUUCCUGCUGGGCCUUCUCCACCACUGGCGCACUCGAGGGUCAACACUUCCGCAAAACAAAUACGCUGAUCUCACUCUCCGAGCAAAAUUUGGUCGACUGCUCUAGCAAAUAUGGUAACAAUGGCUGCAAUGGUGGUCUGAUGGACAACGCUUUCCGCUACAUUAAGGACAAUGGUGGUAUUGAUACCGAGAAGUCCUAUCCCUAUGAGGGCAUUGAUGACUCCUGCCAUUACAAUCCAUCGACUGUGGGCGCUACCGAUCGCGGUUUCGUCGACAUACCUGCCGGUGAUGAGGAGAAAAUGAAGCAAGCUGUUGCCACCAUUGGUCCAAUUUCGGUAGCCAUCGAUGCGUCGCAUGAGUCAUUCCAAUUCUAUUCGGAAGGUGUUUACGUGGAGCCCUUGUGCGAUGCAGAACAAUUGGAUCAUGGUGUGUUGGUGGUUGGCUAUGGUACCGAUCCCAGCGGUCAGGACUACUGGCUGGUGAAGAAUUCUUGGGGCACCACCUGGGGCGACAAGGGUUACAUUAAGAUGGCGCGCAACAAGAAAAAUCAAUGCGGUAUUGCUUCCGCUUCUAGCUACCCAAUGGUUUAGGUCGUAGGCCAUCUCCCUCUAACAUCACAGGAACCAAAUUCAAAUUAAAUUCUAAAAUAUGUAUAUAUAAGAUUUAUAGUAUGCUAAUUACUUUUUUUGUAUUCAAAAAUGAACUUGUCACUUUUUAAGAGUUUUUAUUUUUUGUUGAAUAUGUGGACUUAUAUAUAUAACAAAACAUACACCACCUUCACCGCCAUCAAUAUACAAUAGUAUAUACGAGUAUAUGAAUGUAUGAAUCGUACUAUAUAAUAGUUGUGUAAAAAUGUAUAAAUAAAAAAUCCAAAAAAAAUAAUCUUGA
Anastrepha ludens (Mexican fruit fly) is the source of this 1613-nucleotide messenger RNA. Its product is annotated as cathepsin L. Gene Ontology annotation, biological process: immune response. The transcript is spliced from 5 exons. Bases 299 to 1315 code for a protein of 338 amino acids. The record is from RefSeq and is a predicted model, not a curated record. Gene Ontology annotation, cellular component: lysosome. Lineage: Eukaryota; Metazoa; Arthropoda; Insecta; Diptera; Tephritidae. Gene Ontology annotation, molecular function: cysteine-type endopeptidase activity.